Molecule: messenger RNA, 2038 nt
Organism: Physella acuta
Lineage: Eukaryota; Metazoa; Mollusca; Gastropoda; Physidae
Product: fucose-1-phosphate guanylyltransferase
Molecular function (GO): transferase activity, transferring phosphorus-containing groups
Source: RefSeq, a predicted model, not a curated record
CACAACAACAUCAGAUUUGGAAAUGGAGGAGUUAGGAACAAUCAAAGGGUACAUGACUGCUUUACUCAAUGCAUAUGAACAGUUGAGAGGAAAAAAGGCAUAUAAUUGUUGCAGACCAUUCUGGGACCUGGUAAUUAUAACCACAAUUGAUGAGGAUCAGAAAUCUGCUUUCGAGCUGCAGAUAGUUGAGAAAAGAUCGCGGCAGGAGCUGCCUCUAGACCUGGUCAUCCAUGUGGUGUCUGACCCACCAGGCAUCAGAAUAGGCAAUGGUGGCUCAACUCUGACAGCCCUGGAGUUCCUGGACGCCACCUAUGGGGCGGCCAUGUUUGAGAAGAAGAUCCUGCUGAUCCAUGCAGGGGGGUGGAGCCAGCGGAUGCCCAGCUCAACCAUUCUUGGCAAAGCUUUCUCCCUGCUCCCCCACGGGUCCCCACCCUAUCAGAUGCUGGACUUCAAGCUGGCGCUGUACUGGCCCCUAGUGGAGAGAAUCGACCCUGGCGUGUUUCUUGUCUGCGCUGAUGAUUUCAUGGUCUACACUAUGGAGUCAGACAAGACUUGGAGGGUCCCAGCUCAAGGUUUCACAGCGCUGGCCCACCCAUCCCCUAUUUCAGUGGGGAGGACUCAUGGUGUCUUUGUGAUAAAAAAUGUGGAUGAGUUUGAUAAAGAAGUACCUGUUCAUGUGGGUGAGUGCCUGCAAGCGCUGCAGAAGUUCUCUGAUGAGGGCAUGAAAUCUCAUGGUGCCCUGUUGAAAGGCAGCGACCAUCAGUUUGCUGGUGGGGUCCACGUCCAGGGGGAAGCUGUCUACACAGACAGCUCCUUCUACUUCGGCACAGAUGUUAUGAAGAAACUUCUGGAUUUCAAGAAAUGUGUGGGGGGCCUGGGCUGUGAGAUAGAUGCUUACGGUGACUUCUUACAGUCUGUGGGGGUAAAGGCAAGUGAUGGCUACAUCAAGCUGAUAUCUAAUGUCAGCCAGGUGACCUCCAACCUCCAGGAGAUGCGCCAAAAAGUGUUUCACGCCCUGAAUGGGUCAGAGUUCCACGUCCUGAUCCUCAACGCCUCGGUGUUUGUCCACAUUGGCACGGCUAAAGAACUGUUGUAUCACUUCUGUCAUGACCAGACGUUUCAGGACCAGAUGGCCUUUCAGAAAGAUGUAUUCAAUGUAUGGGCUGGGACCAUACCUAGCACCACAGGCAUUGUAGCAGACUCUAAUGAAGAUAAAACCAACGUCUCUGAGACUGCAUGUGUUAUGCAUUCCAUAAUGCACACCCAGUCUGUGAUUGGAGACAACUGUGUCAUAGAUUACUGUGAUUUUCCUUUACCACUAGAAAUUUCUUCCAACUGUAUCCUUAGCAACUGCCAGCUCUCUAACGCUGAUAGUGCUGGUGGUGUGAACAUCCCAACAGAAUCUUUCCUGCACACAGUUCCCAUCAGCCUGCAAGGCACUGUCAGGUUUGUCACUGUCUACUUCAAUAUCAAUGACGACUUGAAGAAAUCUGUCGCAUCUUGCGACGUCGAGUCCCUACCUUUUAGUGGCGGCAGUAUCAAGGAGUUCCUGAGUGCCAACAGUCUAAGUGUAGAGGAUGUUGUGCCAGGCUGCUACAAGGACAGGAAGAUCAGUCUCUGGAGCUUAAAGCUGUACCCAGCUAAAGAUUCUAUGUCUGCUUCGUUCAGAGAUGCAGUUGUGGCCCUUAACUUGGAAACAAGGGAGGUAAAUCCAGUUGAUGAACCCCUGUUCUCAAUAGCUGAUUUGUUGAAGGUUAAAGAUGUCAAAGCAAUGCUGACCUUCAGAAAGAACUUGUAUGAGAAGAUUAACUCUCACUGAUAUCAGUAAACUGUAGCAUUAGAGUAAGCUCUGUAGAUGUAUGUGAUUUACAGGGUAGCUCUGUAGAUGUAUGUGAUUUACUGGGUAGCUCUGUAGAUGUAUGUGAUUUACAGGGUAGCUCUGUAGAUGUAUGUGAUUUACAGUUUAGCUCUGUAGAUGUAUGUGAUUUACAGGGUAGCUCUGUAGAUGUAUGUGAUUUACAGGGUAGCUCUGUAGAUG